AAGCCCCCAUCCGAGACUCCGGCCGACUGUUUUAUUAAUUCGAGAGAACCUCCACUUUCGCGCCGCGCGAAUCUCGACAUCGCUUGCUUUCUAAUUGACAACCUGCAGCUCCUCUUAUAGCCGUUUGCCCGCUGCCUGUUAGAAGUUGAACUUGAAUCUCCAAUAUAUCCUUCCAAGUUUUGUGAACAGCGUCUACCACUAUAACACACUUCGACGACAACCCCGCCAUCGUAUCCUCGGCAUCUAGCUUUUCGCUACUCUACUCUGCUCUCCUCUAGACACAUAAUCAACUCAUCCAAACCAACCAUGUAUGCCACAAGAGUUCUUCGACAGGCUGCGGUCCACGCCGAGCGCACGCCUCUGAUUCGAUUCCUUGGACCCCGAACCAUCCCUUCUUCAAUCGACCACACUCCCCAGCCUCACCCCGCCUCCCCCUCAGGCAAGCUCCCCGAGGACUUCACAGCCUACGGCCGCGGCGAUGCUGCUUCCACUCACUCUUCCUUCGGCGCCUACCGUGACCACGCUCAGCAGCACGGCCCUCUCCAGAGGACCAUUGGCUCUGAUGCUGGCAUCGGCGGCUCCUCUGGCCACAAGCUGGGCUCUGUUCUGGCCCCCAAGGGCGUUGCUUUUGACGUCUCCGAGCUCCCUGCCCGCUUCCGUCGCCAGCCUAUCGACCUGAGCGAGAUUGAGGCCAUCGAGUCUGGCGGCGCUGCCAUCCUUGGUUAAAUGAAGCUGUGUGGCAGGUGGCCCAAUGAGAACAAGACGAGAGUCCCAAGCGUAUGAUGUGAUGGGACGAGAGGAGAAAAGAACUUUCUACAUUGUUUUAAUAACGACUUUCUACGACAAAACGGCGUAACUCGGCACUGAUGCAUGAUUCAGAAGCGAGGUGUUGUGUACGAUGAUACUGAAUAUUGGGGAGAUGACGUGUUUGGCAAGGGCCAGAGGGAACUGUCUGCUACUUUGAAGAAGUUAUCAAAGAUCAGGCUGAGACGAGGAGGAGAUUGCUGCUUCACGUGUGGUGGCUGCUGGGCUCGAUUUGCGCUGCAACUUAUGUAGCUGACUGACUGUUUCUUCUUGUAUCUGGGCUUCACGAUUUUACAGCAAGGGGUUAUCUACGCCAAGUAGAUGCGACUGGUAUCGCAUCAGGCACCUCUUACUGGUUUCCUAAGCCAAAAAGCCUUGUUUUAUCACCUUUUAUCCCUCAACAACACGGUCGUCACAAAAAGCUGCUUCACUAGAGAGGUGGGCUAAGUGCCACAAGGCACGAAUAGUUAGCCUUGUAUUUACGCAAAAAGCCCCUUGAUUAAAUUUCAAAACUUGUACAAAAAUCCACUGGAGACUGCUCAACUCUGUUUUAAUCUGAC
Molecule: messenger RNA, 1364 nt
Organism: Trichoderma atroviride IMI 206040
Lineage: Eukaryota; Fungi; Ascomycota; Sordariomycetes; Hypocreales; Hypocreaceae
Biological process (GO): 2-oxoglutarate metabolic process
Molecular function (GO): oxoglutarate dehydrogenase (succinyl-transferring) activity
Source: RefSeq, a predicted model, not a curated record